Molecule: messenger RNA, 1990 nt
Organism: Tricharina praecox
Lineage: Eukaryota; Fungi; Ascomycota; Pezizomycetes; Pezizales; Pyronemataceae
Exons: 7
Coding region: 42-1892 (616 amino acids)
Source: RefSeq, a predicted model, not a curated record
CGGCAACCCCUAAGCUGGGGGGAAGGUAGCUACUCUACUCUAUGCUAUGUAGCCUCGCAAUCGUCGUUUGGAGCUCUCUAGUUACCACAGUUCAACCAGCACAGCCAAGGUCCAAGGCCCGUCCAAAGGGUACCGGUACACCGCGGAAGGUAGGUACAGCAAACCUACAUCGAAGCACUCACCCAUCGGGCCGGAUCGUCCCCAGGGCCAUGGAGGCGAUCAACAACGUCUUCCACGACCUGCGAGGGUGGUGGCGGAACCAGAACACCCAUUCGCAAGUGUCCCUUCUCAGCCCGAAUCCGGUGCCCGCAGAGUCCACUUCCACUUCCGCUUUGCGAGACGGUGGCUGCACGCGCGAUUCCCAGCCAGCAGAGGCCGGAGGCAGGAGUAGGAGAGGGUUUCUACGUGUGCGGGACAGAUCGGCACGGCUGGAGCGUUCGCCCUCCAUGAACCGGCCCGAAACUGAUGGACGGGCCACGGCGCCGUCGGGAACUACGUCCGCCUCGGUACUAUCCGCUCCACUGACACCAACACCAUUGAUAUUGACAUCCACCGCGCCGUCUGGAACUACGUCCUCGGUACUAUCCGCUCCACUGACACCAACACUAUUGAUAUCGACAUCCGCCUCGCCGGCACCGUCCAAAGAUGCGGAGGCUAGAGAUGCGAGGGCCAGAGAUGCGGAGGCCAAAGACAUACAGCAUUGGGGGAGGGCAUACAGCAUUGCUAGGGAGAAGCUGGACGAAAGCGAGCGGAUGACGUUCGGUCCCCAAUUCAAAUCUUCGCCGCAGGAAUGCAUCCUUUCAGCGCUCAGGGAGGCGGAUGCCGCCCGAAACGAUAGAAACGAGCAGAAGUGGACGUACAAGAACAGUGCGGGCGAAAUUAUCAGUCUCCGUAACCGCUUUGAUAGGAUCGUUGAGGGGAUCGAUAAGUAUGCUAAAACUGUGGAUAUUGCGGUCAACCAUAGUCCGGAGGUCACCUCUCUGGUCUGGGCCUCGGCGAGGUUUCUCCUUCAAGUCUACCUCAACCACAAAGAGAGUAUCGAAGCUCUCGAGUGUGCGCUCAGCACCAUAAUCACCACAAUGGCAAACUGCAAAUUCUACUCGCGCAUAUGCGCAAACGCCCUCCGUUCGUCGCCGACACCCCUACUGGACGAGCUCGAGGCGGCGCUGCCCGAGUUCUAUGCGGCCGUCUUGGUCUUUUCCAUCAAGGCGAAACACUACUUUGCACCUCCGUCGUAUCUCGGGAGGGUUACGCAGCACCUGAAGCCAUUCUCUUCCGGGAUUCUGCCAUAUUUGGACGAUAUCGAGAGGAUGAAAUCUCAAUUGAAGGAUCUGGCGGAAAUGGCGGAAAUGGAAAGGGUUCACGAUCUUCGAAGUGAGAAAGCGGAAGGCUUGACAGAGGAGUUGGAAGGGCUGAAGUGGAUGGCGAUUUCAGAAGAACAAGCGUUGGAGUGGCUUGCAGCUACGAAUCCGGAAACAUCACAUGACCUACAUUUGAGCAAGCGAACGGCAGGCACUUGUGAAUGGAUCUCCCAGCACAAGGAGUACAUAGCUUGGGUUGAUGGUACCGGGAAGAAAAACCUCUGGAUAGAAGGAAUACCAGGUGCUGGGAAAUCGGUCCUCGCUGCUAAUAUGGUCCCGGAAUUACAGAAGUUAAACGCUGUGGUCCUGUACUUUUUUUUCCGGGACGGCGAUGCAGUGGCCACUUCGGCCACGGCAAUGGUUGCCAGUCUGGUGGCGCAACUCAUAAAGGCCAGCAGUACUAGGAAAGAAAAGGAGCGAUUGAUGCCGAUCCUGCAGUUGUGGUGCCGGUCCGAUGUAUUCUUCAAGCAGACGAAGAGCACCAGAGGCUUCAAGAAACUCUGGGCGAUUUUCACCCAAAUGCUUCAUUGAUAUCCCGGGAAAGUCAUAGUACUACUGGACGCCCUCGACGAAUGUGCCGUCGACGGCAGCGGUGCCGAUUCUUCUAGUGUUGCCGACGCCCUGAAACU